AUGUGUCGCGAACACGUCGCUUUAUGCCCCGAAUGUUGGGCCACAGUCACCCUUGAAUGGAAGCAUUGCGGACCUUAUAUUAACGCAGAUCCAGUAGCAAUCUGUCACAUACGACCACAGCUCGUGGAGAAUACGGGGUCCCGUCUGCUCCCCCAGAGUCAAGCCGCGAAGCGCCGGAUUAGUAGUUGGGUCGGUGACGACCAGCGAAUACCUGGUGUUGAUUCUACUGGAGUAUUCAAUUACAUUUUGUUCCAUUUGUGCCACUGUUUCUUCAAGUAUCAGUUGUUCAUUUUACAGUGUUCGUUACCUAACAUUCCAGCCCUCUUCUCUCUUAGAAUGCCAGUCCCCAAACCCUUCCCCUUCCUUACACAUACCCUCCAGGCAUCAACAACUUGUCCAUACCUGAAACACAGUUGUUACCGCAAUACUUCAGCACGAACUCCUAGAAACCAGAAGAAAAAAAUCACCAAAGAAAUGUGUCAAGAGAUCGUCCCACAAUGCUGCCAUUGUGGUGACAAUCUUGGUAUCUAUAUCAUACCUUGUUACAGCUGGUACGUCUCGGCACAAGUGGCUGACCGCGAGCGACGGGAUAUCCCGCAAGCAUGGAACUGCUGUUCCAAUAAUGACAUCUGCCUCUCGUGGUUUGGAAACAUCCUCAGGGGUUUUGGGAACGCCCGGCAUGAGGGCCCUGUGAUCAGAAUGGCCCGUGACUUUGUCGCUCACGAGAAGCUGAAGGAAUGGGAGGCUCAAUUUGCUUGUGAGUAUUUUGAGAAGAAGCCUAUUCCUCCUCGCAAGAAGCCUGAGGGAUUUAUGUUCUUGAUUCGCCAAGAUAUGAUGGGAGACCUUGAAUCUGUCACGUCUAUUGACAGUCUCGAGUCUGCAGAUACAGACUAUGGAGAAGGGAGUAAUCAACAUAGCCAUAAAGAUAGUUAUGAUGCUGACAGCGAGAACUCAACUCAAGACAACAAAAAUUUCAGCGAUGACGCCUCCAACGAGACCUCUCAAGUUGACCCCGAAGAUUUGUUCUACGGUGAUGCCACCGAGGGUACCCCUGAUGUUGAAAUUCCUGAACGCAAACUCGUUCGAGCGUAUGACGAGCCGGCAGCCCCUAUCUUGAACUUGUUCUUCCGUAUGAUUGACCUGGGACGUGAUGGUGACUUUGUUGAAUAA
Fusarium oxysporum Fo47 is the source of this 1170-nucleotide messenger RNA. Lineage: Eukaryota; Fungi; Ascomycota; Sordariomycetes; Hypocreales; Nectriaceae. The record is from RefSeq and is a predicted model, not a curated record.